Halichondria panicea is the source of this 645-nucleotide messenger RNA. RefSeq lists its product as uncharacterized. The transcript is spliced from 3 exons. The coding region runs from base 384 to 641 and encodes 85 amino acids. The record is from RefSeq and is a predicted model, not a curated record. NCBI's taxonomy places the organism in Eukaryota, Metazoa, Porifera, Demospongiae, Suberitida, Halichondriidae.
AUAGCGUUCAAUUGGAGACGGAUCGGCCUGGGAUCGAGGCUAAUGGCCAGCAAGUUGUCUUAUGCACACCGUAUAUAAUUCUGGGCUCCUGGAGAGAGAGUUGUGGACAAGGCCUGGAGAAAAGACUAGUGAAAGCAGCUCCUUCAUUAUAGCACAAUCACACCUACCCUAAACAUUCUAUGUUGUGUGCUUCCAGUGGUGGACAUUGAGGUACCUACGUACAUACGAGCUGCCAUUACCAGAUGGUGUGGGUGAGGAGAAACUUCACCAAGACAACCUGAGCCUCCGUCAGAUUGAGGAGACGUGGAGAGAACCACUACUCGAGAGUGAGCUCCCUAAUCAGUUACAUCAUUAAAGACAGUCGUGUUCAUUUGACCUAAGUUAUGGAGAGUGACCUUCACAGUGACCUCUGGGAGUGGAUAGCGGACCAUCUAGCAGCCGAUUGGACGACUGUCACUCAACUCAGGAUGGAGGAGAGUAAGAAAGAUCCACCAGAGGAACCAUUUCGCUCCCUCUACACCGCCCGGGAGUUGCUGUCAGGUAUGAGGGCUAAACUGGAUGCCUGUCCUCUCAAAGAGCUCGAGGAUUUCACUAUUCUCUCGUGUUUUGUUGCACUGGAAAUGGUCCUACCCCCCACAUAGCAUC